AUGCUGGCUUGGUGUUUCAGUGUGUAUGGGGUAAAUUGAAUUUUUGCAAAAAACACAGUAUGGGUGAAAACUGCAGGAGGACAGUGAACGCAGGUUUAAUGGACUGACACUCGACAGAGUAACUAAAAGUGUGUGUAGUCUAGACAGGGUCAACAAAUGAAGCCGAUAACUUUCUGUUGUCUCUAGCUUUUCCUGUAAUCACCCAUUUUAAAUGUCAACAUAGCUGAUUAUACAGCAGCUGUUGUCAUUAAUCUGUAUUUAUGCUGUUUUUACCAGAACAGUCCCAACCCAAUAAUGAUUUGGUCCAGGUGACCAAAUCCUUACCAGAUGUUAGCUGUGAUGCACAAUUUUGUUGUUUGCCAACUGAAAAGAGGGAGAAGAAAUGUAGCUGUUUUCCUGUUGUUCAGGCAUUAAACUGUAGACAGAGAUCUCCACAAAAACCACCUAAUUUGGAAAUGAAUCAAUUUCACAACAGUGUUUUCAAAUGUAGUUUCCUUAUGUAGAUGUUAUCUCAGUCAUUACCAACCAAACAUAUCACAUAAAUCUGAUUGGUAGAUGCCAUGAAAGACUUGAAUCACACAACACUUAACUGGUAUUUUGGAGUGUAAUGAACGUUGCAGCUUCUGAUCAGCCCUUUGGUAAAUACAAAAAGUAAAAUAUGUCCACUGCAUUUACACUGAGUUCAGCAUUUCUGUCACUGUUUAGUGAAGGAGGAGAGUGAAGGCUCCAGGUUACACCUCCAGAACCCCCAGAAUCCAAGUUGCCUUGCCACUAUCUGGAAACACUCACAUACUCACAGACAGUGGAGGAUGACAGACUAUCAGAAACAUCAAAAGCUAAAUAAAGCACUUUAAAAGAUGUCAUUUUAGAUAUCACAUCCUGGCAUGGAGACAGCAUGAAUAGAGGGUAUGAACAUGACAUCACCAUAUGCAAAAGUUGUCGUGUUUACUUCCUCUUCAAUGAAUGGCCACCAUGAAUUCACAUGAGGGAAAAAACACUGACGAAAUGGUAGAGCUGUUGUGCAAACUGACUGAACACAACAGAUUCAAAAAGAAUGGCUGAAGGCUAAAGGGAAGAGAAGCAAUGGUGCUUUGCACACCAAAUACACUUCCUGUAAAAAAGGAAACACGUGGUCCAGACUUAUGCUGGUAGUCAGACCUGUCCUCACACAACCAGAAUACGCUCCCAAGUGUGGGUGAUUGUGAUCAGGCCGAUAAGUUCUGCUUUAAAAGUGAAUCAGGCAUCUACACUUCUUCAGGCCUUGUUCAGUGUGAUGAUACUUAUGCUACAGCUGUGCAGUGAGCUAAACACACCUUCAGUAAAAUGAGGACACUGAUUACCAAAUCAAUCAAAUGAUAGUGAUUACAAAUCAGAAAACAAUGACAUACCAUAAACAAGAGCUAGACCAAAAGUAUUGUAAAAUGAAUCAGUAACAAGGAAACAGGCUUCAUUUACCUAAAAACUGGUUGUCAAAUUAGUUACAUUGUUCUUUAUUCCAGGAAGAAACAAAGUGAAACACUUGUGAAAGAUCAAGUUUAAGGCUCCAUAGGAAGUACAACACAGUACUUAAUCUAGUGAACAUACACAUAGAGUCCACAAGAGUAAAAGUAAAAGAAGUAAAAUAUGUGAAAUUUAUCCCGACAGUAAUUCAUCACUAAGUAAGUUACUGAGAAUGCAGCAUCAGUAGCUCCAGAUAGCUAGGAGUGGCUAACUUGGUUAGCACUAUGCUGAUCAUAGAAAAAACUAAAUUUUACCAAAUCACAUGUCAGCAAUCACAGCUGUAAUACAGUAUAUACAGAUAAUCCUCCAGCAAUGGCACGUAGGGAGUCAGUAAAAGCUUCUUGUCAAUAUUUGGUUUGACAGAGUUCUGACAAAACAUAUGAGCCAUGUCCGAAAUCACUCCCUCGUUCACUCAGUCACUUCUCCCUCUAUAAUAGACACUCAAUAGUUUAAACUAUAGUAAGUAGUAACUUGAGAUUUUGGACCCUUAUCAUCAUCAUUCAUCGUCAUGCAUCAUCACUGACAGUUUUUUAGUCACUGACGGCUGUUUGUAUCUAUGAAAUGUGCAGCAUUGCAUUGUUACAUACUGUACAUGUCAUGGACACAACUUUUUUGUUCCACUCACUGUGCGCCACAGUCAGAAAAGUCUUUUCAGUUGGAGCUCUUCUUCAGUUUAGCUCAGCAUGAAACCCUUCAAGUUCAAUAAAUUUGAUAAAAAAAAGUUCAAGGUACAAGCUUGUGUACAUAAAAAUUUGGUGGGAGAAGGCAACUAAGACAUUUUGUCAAGUAGAAGACAGUCAGUAAUCCCAAGGGGAAAGUGCAGUGUUGUAGCAUUCACUUAAUCACAAAAAACAAUGAGGUAGGUAAGAAAAUAUACAAUUAAAGAAAUAAAAAUAAAUUGAAAUAAAUAAAUAAAAGAUGAAAUAGUCACCAAAGAUAGAUCCAUAGCUAUACUAUGUUCUGAAUAUAAACCGAAACUAAAGAUUAUACUGUUGAGAAACUCAAUGACUAAGUAUUUUAAAUACCCUACCAGUAAACAGUAAAUGUAGUGCUUUAUAUAGUAAAUAGUGAUUCUGGACACAGUCAGGGUGUAACAGCGUCACUUAAACUGCCAUAGAUCGGUGUAAGCAACACAAUGGUCAACUGAAAUACAUACAUAUAAAUGUUCUCAACUAUUUCUUGCCACAAUUCCACAUCCAUAGAGAGUUGUCUGUCUGGUACUUUUUACUGAUGAGGUAGCCAUUUGUUUUUUCAAGAUGUUUUGUAGGGGUGGGCAAUGCCACAUGUUAACAUAUACACUUACAGCUUGCCUCAUUACGUCCGCACUUACUGAUUGAUAGGGCCAGGCCCUGUCUUUCAUGUCCAAUCCCUACGCUAACCACACCCCACUGACACAGUUUGCAUUGACAUUCAAGUAUGUUCUCUAAAGAGUUUAUUAUAUAUAGCAUUUCCUUUUGUGUUUCUUUUGGGCUAGGUGUUCAUCUGGUUGCAAACGUCAUGUCUAUUUUACAGGCAGCUAUGCUUUAUUGUUGGAGUAUUACACCAUACUUAAUGACUUGGCAUAGCUGUGUGGUGUACAUCACCAAUCUUAUCUUAUGGUUUAUUAAACCUGCUCUUGGUCAGAUGAGCGAUUAAUAUCCAGUCACAAGGUUUCCUAGCAGCUUGUCAUGUUGGUUUAAAAAAUAAGUGAUGAGCUCCACUGCAGCAGUGAUGUAUCUUCUGGUGAAUCAUGUUUUUAUCCUGGCUGUGCCUCUUACUAUUAAACAUUAUACUGAAACUGAUUUGGUUGCAGCGUAAUGUCCUGAAAUAGGUCCGCCUGGCUCAAUAGGCUGCCAUUAAUAAAUAGGACUGUCAACAGCCACAGAGAGGAAAUCAGACCAGCACUGACUGUUACAUGAAGUAUCAUAUAACAGGUGUCAUGUCACUGUCAAAGCAAUCCCAGUUCUUUCUCAUUCUUAUCCAUCUACUUUAAAAGCAAAAAAAACAUUUGAUUUCUUUAGUUGUACUUCUGCAUUAACUAAGUUUGAUGACUUCUGCAGUUGACAUUCACUCUCCUGCUUAUUUUAGCAUGCUAUGGAGAUUUUAUUGUGUGCUAUUCUAUUUUACAGCACAGCCCUUAGUUUGUAUCAAAAUUAUGUUGAAAGUCAUUCCCUUUGAUUUCCUGUAAUUCAAUAGCAGUGGGUAAAAAUAUUUGUGGGGGCACAGAGCAGCAGAAACAUUAGAAGCAGAGCUGCAGCAGGAAGUGGAGACUUGAGUGAGUGGCCUUAGGCAGAUGUAACAGUUUGCCAGAGCUUCAGUCUAAGAUGCCACGUAAAGAGCUAACAUGUUGUUGUUUUUUUUCCACAUGUGGUAAACAGGAGUGAGGCGGCUGGAAAAGACAAGCUGUUAAAUAUUAAUCUGACUGGAACUCAGGAGGUACAGUUAACUAGCAGCUGCUAAGCUAAUGUUGUAAAGCAGGUCAGCAGUGGAAACUCUGUCCUUUUAAGUUUUAGUGUAAUUUUGUUUUCCGUAUAGUGUUUAAGCACCUUAAAGGGGCUAACCUCUGGGAAUGCUCUAGUUUCAAAGGUCGUUUGUUUGGGUCAUGUCUCCAAACAGAACCACUGACCUCCUCUGACUAAAAGCUGAGAUCAGCCUGGAGAGGAAUGUAGGUUGUCACCAGAGCUAUUUUGGCAAUGUACAGCCGCUAAUGAUUGUGAUCACAGAGCAGAGCUCGGAGCAGUUGCUUUGCUUUCCUUUUUUCCUACCAGCAAGUUUGAUCAUGCAGCUCUCACUGGCGCUGCGGGGAUUAGAGAGUUAAACGAAUGGCACGUCGGCUCCGCUUGCAUUUUGCGUCAAGGAGAAGCAACACGGACCCUCUGUCAGAAAGCCUCAGCAGCCAUGGUGAAGACAGUGGAGUCAGUGUGUCAGCUCGUAGCCCCACAGAGAGUCUGGCGCACAGUUCUGUCCACUUGAAGGUGACUCCUCUGUCACCAGACUAUGCUAAUUUACAACGGUACUCUUCAGUAUUCAUACCCAGAGUUAACACUGGAGGAUGCAAUAAGAAGCGCGUUCUGCAGAUCUCGCUGCAGCCUUGUGGUAACCUCAGUGGAGAGCUGAAUGGCAGUAUAGAGGAUGGAGACCAGGGAGUUAGUGAAGGAGGAGCAGGUACUGGCUCUGAUGGAGGUUCAUGCAGCAGCAGCAUGGCCAGCGAUGCCGGGUACUGUAGCAGCAACAGCAUCUUUGAGCCAGAGGCUCCAGAAAAGCACAGGACCACCCAGGAGAGGAGUCUACCCUGCUGCAAGUCCAAGGUCCCACUGAGAAGGUGUUCCUCCUUGGUUAUAUUUCCAAAGAGCCCCUGCAGCACCCCACCUGCUUCCCCAGUAAGUCCAGUGGCUCUACCUGCUCUCCCACCAGCGAGGGGGUCGCAUCAGUCUUCUCUUCAAACAUCUGCCAGUGAAUUCAAUUCACAAGAUGAUGAGGAAGUGACUUGCAAAGGGUCCACCACCACGGCAGUAAGUGGCCAUCGUCUCCCAAAAGGAAGCUGUUCAGCCGGGGACACCAAGCACAUGGUGCAAUUUAAUAUUCCUUUACAGGAUGAACCAAAAUGCAAAAUGGAGGACAGGAGUAAAGUAAUGGAACUGUCAUCAACUCUAGACAGAUCUAAUCGUCACUCUAGCAGCGUGCUGCUGCACUUCGCCCACCAGAGACCAAUGAUAUCCGGGAAGGGAUCUACAACCACAGCUACAGUCAAUAUGGAAUAUCCUGAGGCUCCUAACCCAGCCGCACAACCUGAGGGUGUACAUGAACCUCACAAAAAACUGUAUCGUAGUACCUCUGCUUGUUUGUUUUCCUCAACCAAACCAUCAGAGAAAAACCAUAAGGUCUGUUCAUAUAGAAAAAGCCAGGAAAGGGCUGAGCAAAACCACUGUCACCAUGCCAUACAAAGGAGCUUUUCCCUGGAGGUGCCCUACCCUAACACUGGAAUUUCAUGUCACGUUUCGAAUCCAAAACUCAGUAGCCCCUGCUCUCCACAUGUGCACAUUCAUUUGUCUCCUUGUUGCCCAGCUAAGUUGCCAAGCUCUGUUACUGAUUUAACCACAAGCCACAAAGUGAAUAAUACACCAAAGAGCCCAGGUCAAACCACCAAGGUGAGUGUUAAGUUUUUUAAUUGGAAUUAGUUGCCUGACCAUCAUGAAUGAGCUGGAAACCCUGAAAUUCAACAAUGUCUUUAGAGGAAAACCGCUCUAAAAUAAGUUUGUUUUUUUUCCAAGAUACAUGACACAUAAAGGCUUGUUUAACUGGUUCAAGUAGAUUCCAUGCUGCUCUGGUUUGAGUGCUCAGGUGCUGUCACUUGACUGUUUUGAAUACUACAAAUAAUUAAUCUAUUAAUGCAGGUGCUAUGCUUAAUUCUGCAUCUUUGGUUUAUUGUUGCUAAA
Messenger RNA from Seriola aureovittata, 5915 nucleotides. RefSeq names its product E3 ubiquitin-protein ligase NEDD4-like. The transcript has a single exon. Bases 4302 to 5657 code for a protein of 451 amino acids. Lineage: Eukaryota; Metazoa; Chordata; Actinopteri; Carangiformes; Carangidae. The record is from RefSeq and is a predicted model, not a curated record.